Centruroides sculpturatus (bark scorpion) is the source of this 627-nucleotide messenger RNA. RefSeq names its product fukutin-like. The transcript is spliced from 3 exons. Lineage: Eukaryota; Metazoa; Arthropoda; Arachnida; Scorpiones; Buthidae. The record is from RefSeq and is a predicted model, not a curated record. The coding region runs from base 164 to 475 and encodes 103 amino acids.
UUUAGGUUGGUAUAGGCAAUGCUCUCUCAUCCCAUAUGUUUACGAUAUUGAUUUCGCAGCGUGGAUAAGAGAUUUCGAUACGUCCCUAAUUGAUCAGCUAACGAAAAGCUCAGUUCUUCAUGCAGUCUAUGGCACGCCAGAAAAUUCAUUUCAAUUCGUCCUGAUGAAUAAACGUUUGAAAGUGAAUUUAUUUUUCACGUAUGAAGAACAGAGUUAUUUCUGGUAUGGAAAACACACAAUAGAAGAUGGUUACAGUUUCAAGUACGUUUACCCAAAAUUCACAUUAUGCUCGGCAGAAUUAGUAUACGAGAAGGUUCUUGUUCCUUGUAAUACCGAAUUAAUCGUGGCUACAGAGUAUGGAAAAAAUUGGAUGAUUCCUGAACCUAAAGGGCAUUCCCCUUUAAACAUAAAGGAUAAGAAAUUUUGGACUGUCGAACAACGAAUUAAUGCAUUUCUUCCGAAACUUGAACAUUAGAUUAAUGAUUUUUUUUUUAACAAUUUUAAUUUAUACAAAUACCGAUAUAUCGAUAGAUAUUUUAUAAAUGUAUUCAAAUUAUUUAUUUAUUUUUAGGAAAUCCUGUAGAAUUUAAAUAGAGAUAACUAACAAUAUAAGAACAUGUAAAAUGG